ACCGACUUUCCGCCCUUUUCUCGGCUCCUCCGCAAUCAGGAACUUCCGGUCUUAAACAACCCCCUUACGAAGCCAUCGAGAAGAGCGAGAACGCCAUCUAGUGGCCGUUAGCACCAGUGCAAACAAACCACGUUGACAAAGGAGAACUCCUCUGACUGUGACGUCUCGUCUCUUGUUUAAAGCAGUGACGCGACGUUCCGGUCCGACGCGGGGGGUGGGGGUGGGGGGCGGCAUUAGAAUUUGAUUUAACCAUGCGUAUGAGCCGAAUGUCUGGUCAAAGUUGAGGUUUUUCGAGAGGUGCCAAAAGGCAGCACCGCUCAGCUCCUCUGCCUGCUUGUCACAUCCUGAGUUUUCAUUUCAGACAAUAAUCAAUUGAAAGGAAAUUAAAUAAAAAAACUCAAUAAACUAUUAACCAUGGCGGCCGAAAUCACCGAGCUUUUGGACGGGGACAAGUUGUUUCUCACACAAAUACGAUAUUUGGAGGAGCAGCUGGAGAAUUGUCAGAACAAAUGUGAAGAGCUGGAGAACCAGGUGCAGGACCUGCUGUACGAGCAGCGGGUGCUACGCAAGGACAAGGCAGACGUGACGCGCUACCUGAAACGCUCGCUGGAUGCCAAGGACAAGAAGGUGGAGAUGCUGAUGGAGCAGGUGGAGAGCCAGCAGGAGGCGGCGGAGAGGCAAAAGGAGAGCAUGGAGCAGCUGGAGGCCACGGUGGCGCAGCUGGAGGCACACAUACAGGAGCUCAACGGGGAAAUCAGCACGCAAGUGGGCAAGUUGGAGGCUCAGGCUGGGCAGCUGGUGGCUCUGGAGGAGAAGCUGGUGAAGCAGAAGCAGGACCAGGAGGCCACCGUCCGCCGCCUCAAGGAGGAAGCGGAGCGAGACAAGACCAACAUGAUCGCCGAGACCAUGAGGAACAUGGAGGUGGUGUUUGAGGACAAGAUGGGCAAGGUGCUGCAGCAAGAGCGGGAGCAGAACAGCGAGAAGAUGCAUCAGCUGCAAAACAUGCUGGGAGAAAACAUGACCCUGUGGCAGGAGAAGGACGUGAUGCAGAAGCGAGAGCUGGAGCUCUACUGCGAGGUCAGCCGCCUCCAGGAAGAGCUUGUCAAGAAGCCCAGACGCAAGCUCAUCCGCAGGAAGUGAUCGAUCAGCUCGUACGUUCUCCUUCUGAACUCCUAAAAUGAAGCCAUCAAGACAACGCUGGGAAAGAACUACGCACGUGUUUUCUCACCGUCCUCCGACUCUUCUGUGUCACUGUCCCUGACAAAUGACAAAAUUGUCAUGAAACGACCUCAUAAACUGGCGUGGAAAAACGACGUAAUCGAUGAUAAAAGCACAGAAACUGUCAAAAUACAGGAGUUCAUCCAAACUACAAAACUAUCGUGCAGCAUAUGUUU
Hippocampus comes (tiger tail seahorse) is the source of this 1394-nucleotide messenger RNA. It is a transcript of the gene cfap157, whose product is annotated as cilia and flagella associated protein 157. The record is from RefSeq and is a predicted model, not a curated record. Bases 415 to 1140 code for a protein of 241 amino acids. The transcript is spliced from 6 exons. Lineage: Eukaryota; Metazoa; Chordata; Actinopteri; Syngnathiformes; Syngnathidae.